GCAUCACAUCUCAAGUCUUAUCAUCUCACAAGACACUCCUCCCCUAGAACCUUCAUUACUUCCUUGUUUCUAUUCUAUUUUGAAUAACAAAGAAAUAGAGAGGAUUUUGGUUAUAUUGGAUAUACUCAUCUGAAUCACUUGGAAGAUGGAAAGCACUGUGGCGUAUGAGAGUGAUCUCAACCUCAAGGCAACUGAACUUAGGCUAGGGUUGCCGGGCACAGAGGAAAAAGCAGUGCCUGCAAGUGUUAAGACCAACAAAAGGCCAUUGACUGAAACAUCUGAGGAGUGUGGUUCAAAGGGUGCUCAACAUGUGGAAAGUGAAGCACCCCCUCCUGCCAAGGCAAAGUUAGUGGGGUGGCCACCAAUCAGAUCCUAUAGGAAAAACAGCCUGCAGGAGAAUGAGGGUGCAGGGAUUUAUGUGAAAGUGAGCAUGGAUGGAGCUCCUUAUCUCAGAAAGAUAGACUUGAGGGUCUAUGGAGGCUACACACAACUCCUCAAAGCUCUAGAAAACAUGUUCAAGCUCACCAUAGGGGAGUAUUCUGAAAAAAAAGGUUAUAAGGGAUCUGAUUAUGCACCUACAUAUGAAGACAAGGAGGGUGACUGGAUGUUAGUUGGAGAUGUUCCAUGGAAUAUGUUUGUGACUUCUUGCAAAAGGCUAAGAAUCAUGAAAGGAUCAGAGGCAAGGGGUUUGGCUUGUGGUGUAUGAGAAACAACUAAAAUUACUAUGAGCAUAAAAGUGUUUUGGAGUGAAGGAAAACCAUGCAUUCAGCUUGGGUUCUCGGAACUGAAAGAGGGUUUUGAAUCACUGUAGUGUAUGCUGUUAGCAUACCUAUAUACAUAUGGAGUUGUACUUUGAAUCAGGGGGAUGGAGGAUAAGGUGCAGUUUCUUUCCACAAGUUUGGCAACGUUAAUUUCUUAUGGUUAUUUUAGCAUCUGUGGUGGGAUGCUAUGCUCUAUGUAUGCUGUUGUUCUCAUUGGUCCUUUAAAGUUUCAAAUGAGAAAUCUCAUAAUGAUUUCAAAUGAAUUGUUUUGUGUAAAAAAGGGAUAGAAAGAGGUUAUAUGUCUUGUUCAUCUAUGCUUUUUGUUUUAUUUUGUAUUGAUACAAGAAUACAGUGUAAUAUACCAAGUAUUCGUAUGUAUAAAU
Abrus precatorius (Indian licorice) is the source of this 1144-nucleotide messenger RNA. Its product is annotated as auxin-induced protein 22B-like. Gene Ontology annotation, cellular component: nucleus. Gene Ontology annotation, biological process: regulation of DNA-templated transcription. Gene Ontology annotation, molecular function: protein binding. The transcript has 4 exons. Bases 146 to 706 code for a protein of 186 amino acids. The record is from RefSeq and is a predicted model, not a curated record. Lineage: Eukaryota; Viridiplantae; Streptophyta; Magnoliopsida; Fabales; Fabaceae.